GUCUGCUUGCUGGCUUACGUUGCCUCCACCAAUCAACCUCGGCUCCUUACAUGACUCUACCAUACAUUCAAGGACUCAAGGCGCACGGCGGUCAGUGCCAUUAGGCAUUAGGGAGGACUACCUGACCUUACCUCCUUAAGGGCACUCCUGCCUCAGGCGCGACUCGUCAGUAGCGUACUGUACCUCCUAGCUGUACAGUACAUGCACCUCCUUCUACAGCCCAGUACCUCCUAGCGACGCCCGUUAUCUUUCCGUGCAGAAAGAGGCCCUUGCUUCCCCCGAGACCACUCCCUGAGGUUUACCUUACUGCAACAGGGUGACCGUCGCUGGCGGCUGCGCCUUUGGUGCGUAGAUCGUUCGCUGCUGGAAUUGACAAUUAAACCUCAAGACCACGUCUCCCGCUUCUCCUCCUCGACCGCCUACCGUUACUGCCACUGUCACUGCUACUGCCACUGCCUCUGCCUCUGCCACUGCCGCUGCCUCUGCUCCUUCUCCUGCUGCCACUCAUCCCCACCGAGCUGCUGCUCCCAUUGUCCUUCGUCUGAUACACGCCACGUGUGUCCCACCGGGCGGCCGGUCUGAGCUGCGACAGACCAAGCACUGCACAUACCAUUGCAUACCAUCCCGUACCACCGCGGACCAUCGCGCAGUCGCUCGCUCAAACAUGGCUGCAGAAGAGCCAAUCAGGCCUCCUCCGAGAGCGCGACCCGAGUCCACCAUUGCCCAGACCUUUGCGGCUGACCUGGACUCCAUGUUCGGCUUGGGGGAGGUGGACGAGCUGUCCAAGACGAUCGAGCAGAAAAAGUCGACAGUGACGACAGGACAGCAACAGCUGCAAGAGCUUGAAGCGCGGUUGCGCGAAACAGAACAACGCCUGGCAAAAGUGUCACGCCAGAGCUCACCCGCGCGACCUACUGAUCCUGCGCUAUCUAAGCCGCACUCCGAAGACAUUCCAACCGCAGGUGCAGCGAUUUCUAGUCCCCUCACGCAGAGACCCCUCUAUCCCGAUGACAGGCCUCCCACCGGUGAUCGACCCCCUUCGAAGCGCGCAGACCCAAGUCCUCGGGUUUCCAGCCUUCAGACGCCGCAGCAAUUCAAUGGCAGCAAUGAAUACGUGAUGGUGGACCGAAAUGGAGGCCAGGCACAGAGGGGCUAUGGCUAGACGGAUAUAUAGCCAGGGAAGAACUGGGACACGAAGGGUUCGCAGCUCUGGAGACUGUAGUCAAGAACUGAAAGCUGGCUGCGAGACGGUAAAAGCCGUUCUAUUCAGCUCCAUGGCUUGGAGUUGCAUUGUCACUUAGCUGCUGCGAUUAGCAUUGCAAGACAAAACGCUUU
Molecule: messenger RNA, 1335 nt
Organism: Sphaerulina musiva SO2202
Lineage: Eukaryota; Fungi; Ascomycota; Dothideomycetes; Mycosphaerellales; Mycosphaerellaceae
Exons: 3
Coding region: 665-1162 (165 amino acids)
Source: RefSeq, a predicted model, not a curated record